This is a messenger RNA of Salvelinus namaycush (lake trout), 1688 nucleotides long. RefSeq names its product ras association domain-containing protein 7-like. Bases 238 to 1455 code for a protein of 405 amino acids. Gene Ontology annotation, biological process: signal transduction. The record is from RefSeq and is a predicted model, not a curated record. Lineage: Eukaryota; Metazoa; Chordata; Actinopteri; Salmoniformes; Salmonidae. The transcript has 6 exons.
AGUGUGCCUGGGAGGGCUGCAUUCCAGAGCACCAUUUCACUGCGCUCUCCCCGAUCUGGGCUACAACUACUCAUUACAUAUUUCAACAUACAGCUUUUUGACUUUUUGUGUGCUCGGAUUUCCUUUCCACUUGAACUUAUCGAAGUGAAGAGUCGGGCAACCAACUGAAAGGAAGCCUAAACCAACAGGUGGAUGCUGUGGUGGCCAUGUUCCUCUGAGUUUGAUUGACAGGCCAAGAUGGAGAUGAAGGUGUGGGUGGAGGGUGUGGUCAGGGUGGUGUGCGGCCUAUCAUUGGAGACUUCCUGUCAGGAUGUGGUCAUCGCCCUUGCGCAGGCUAUUGGUCAGACGGGUCGCUAUGUUCUCAUCCAGAAGCUACGAGGCACAGAGAGGCAGCUUGUGGCAGAGGACUGUCCCUUAGAGUCUCUGUCUUAUCUGGGUCAGCUGGCCAUCGAGGUCCAGUUCAUCUUGCGUCGCACAGGCCCCUCCAGCACUGACGAACCUAACAGACCCCCCCAGGAUAGGGUCCACCCUUUGCCCAGGCACCCUACACCCGUUCCCUCCAGAUGCCGAGAGCCGAAGAAGGCCCUCACUUUCAACCUUGGUCCUUCUACAAUCCCCAGAAGGACUAAAGCUAACAAGGCCUGGUCACCUAGUCCAAGGGCCUCACCAGAGCCCAGGGCCUCGCCUGUUCCGUCCCUGGUCUCCCCCACCGCCUCCCCUCCUCCACUCUCCCCGUCCGACCCGUCCAAGGAGGAGGUCUUCAGGCAGGUGCUGCAGCAGCAGGAGAUGCUACAGGACCUGGAGUCCCAUCUGGUGGCUUUGGAAAGGGAGGCAGAGGUGUGGGAGAUGGGGAGGCCUGUAACUCCUGUCCCAGGCCUGAAUCCAGGCCUAGUGGAGGAGAUGGAUGUGCUGGAGACAAGGCUGAGACAGAACGAGGCAGAGCUGUAUGGGGAUUACUGGGAGAAGCAGAUGCAGCGAGAGAAGGACAAGGAGCAGGAUACCCAGGGACAUCUGCACCAACUCUACGCCUCUAUGGAUGAAUAUAGCUUCCGGCUCAAGGACCUCCAGACCCAUUCAUCCAGGCUGGGGCAGGACUUUCGUGUUGAGGCCCACAGACGGAGCUCUCGUCCGGGCACCCCACAACCAGAGGAGGCCCUGGGAACGCUGAGGGAGGAGCUACACAAUCGGCUUCAGAAGGGGACAGAGCUGGACAUGUCAUUGACAGAGACGAAGAAAGCAUUGCAGACUGCAGAAUUACGGUUACAGGAGAGGUGUGAGGCGCUGGAGGAGCUGAACAAGGAGCUGAGGCAGUGUAACCUGCAGCAAUUCAUCCUGCAGACGGGUGUUCCCCCUAGCCCCUCUUACUCAGACCCCCUCCCCGACCAGACACACCCCCACCUCCAGCACAUCGCCACGCCUUACCUCUGCAUAGCAGGACUACUGGAGGAUGACUAGACUGACACUGUGACUGUAUGCUAGAAGCCAGAAGAUGCCCCGGGACUCUGAGGGAGGAGCUACACAGCUGGAUGCAGCACAAAGCGGAGCCGGACAUGUCACUUGCUGACUCAGUAAAAAGCUCAUGGGAGCAUCUGGAUGACUCUCCAAUUGCACUGUGUGUGUGUGUGUGUGUGUGUGUGUGUGUGUGUGUGUGUGUGUGUGUGUGUGUGUGUGUGUGUGUGUGUGUGUGU